AGUGCAUUCCGAAUAUCUGUAGCCGUUAUUAAAAAAAAGGUGAUCUUUUCAAUAAUUCAGUAAAAAUUGGCUAAAAAAGUUGAUAAACAGCGUGCAGGGUUUCGGUUGAAAGCCCAUACGAGCUGCUGCAUAUUACCCAUCAACCAUUGAUACCUUAAGACGGGAUGGCGAAAGGCCGCCGAUUAUAGUCCAACUGUGAGGUGUGAAACUCGGUGAAAAGUCCAGGCCGUCGACGUUCUCUGACCAGUGAAAGACUCGGAGAUACGAGGAAAACUCACGAGCCAAUGGCUGCCAAGUGGAACGAGGCAAUCAACCGAUCACCGGGUCUAAAAUUCGAGAGUAUAUAACUGCAGUCUGCAGGGUGUAUAUACUUUGUUACCGGUGAAUUGGAUUCAUCUUAAAUUAUCCAGUGAUCAAAGGCGCGACGCGUCGAGGGAAUGGCUUCUCCUCUCUUCACUUGGGCUUGGCUAGCCGCAUUACUUCUCGGGACCACGAUGGCAGUUUUACCUUCGUACAUCGUGCCGUGCAAAAAAUCUAACCCGAACUUGGACCGAUGUAUCACUGAAACCAUCGAAAGCCUCAGGGAGCGGCUUGCCGAAGGCAUUCCGGAACUGGGAGCACCGGCAUUGGAACCUCUUCAGUUGGAGAAUGUUCGUUUGCUACGGGGUCCUGUGGGCGCGAGGCUGGACGUUAAUUUAACGAACAUGGAGGUGAGAGGCCCUUCGACGUUCAAGGUUCACAACCUUAAGUCGAAUUUGGACAAGAACAGUUUCACCUUCAGGGUCGCGUUCGACAGGCUCACUUUUCGAGGUAAAUACCAGAUGGAUGCGAGGGUGCUGCUACUCAGAUUGGCUGGAAAAGGAGAUGUCACUGGAAACUUUACUGGCUACUCAUCGGAUGUCGUACUACGAGGGCAUAAAGUCGUGCGAAACGAAGUCGAAUAUUUGAAUUUCGAAAGAAUGAAGCUGAAAAUAAAAAUCGGCGAGGCCAAAAUACAUCUGAGCAACUUAUUCGGAGGAGAUCCCAUACUGGGUCCAGCGACCAACGACAUAUUGAACACAAACAGUGCGGUGUUCGUUGAAGAAUUGAAGCCAGUUUUAGAGUCUUCGUUGGCGGACCUUUUCACCGAUGUCGCCAAUACAGUCACAACGUCAUUCACGUACAAAGAACUUUUUCCAGAGGACUAGCGCCGAGGAGAAGUAAGAAUAAGAAAAUACCAAUGUUUAAGCUAACCCGACUUUUCCCCGUUCAAAUUCUUUCUAUAGUAUCAAAUUUAUCGUAUUAAAAAUUAAUGGUAAGAGAUAUCUGUCGACCACUUUUUCUGAAAUAAGACUGUAUAAUUAUAAUUCCCAAUGCAUCGAAUGAUCGAUCGUUCUUAUCGACGUCAUCGAUUGGCUCGAAAUUGGAGUGGGGUGAGAACAGAAGUUGAAA
Messenger RNA from Neodiprion virginianus, 1431 nucleotides. RefSeq names its product circadian clock-controlled protein daywake-like. The record is from RefSeq and is a predicted model, not a curated record. The transcript has 6 exons. The coding region runs from base 438 to 1187 and encodes 249 amino acids. Lineage: Eukaryota; Metazoa; Arthropoda; Insecta; Hymenoptera; Diprionidae.